Aegilops tauschii subsp. strangulata is the source of this 2317-nucleotide messenger RNA. RefSeq names its product MDIS1-interacting receptor like kinase 1-like. Gene Ontology annotation, cellular component: plasma membrane. Lineage: Eukaryota; Viridiplantae; Streptophyta; Magnoliopsida; Poales; Poaceae. Gene Ontology annotation, molecular function: protein kinase activity; ATP binding. Gene Ontology annotation, biological process: protein phosphorylation. The record is from RefSeq and is a predicted model, not a curated record.
AAACUUCUCCAUGCCCUACUCGGCAACUGAGAGAAUGAGUUUGCGAUUCAGAUUCAGCAGCCGUCCUGCUGCGACGCAGCCUAUUGUACUCAAUGAACAAGCUAUUGUGGAGAACCUUACCCAAGAUAAGGUAAAAAGGAUGUGGGCGACCAGCAGGACAUGGGAGGACGAACAGCUCUACUUAGUCCAUGAUCAAGGCAUUGCUGGCAUCACUCUCCCAUGCACACUGGUAGUCAAGAAGUUCCAAAACAUGAACCCAGCACUGCAAGUAGACGACAAUGUCCAGUACCGCUACAAGUCGGAAAUGAUCCUGUUAGCCAGCAACUCUCACGACAACAUCAUCAAAGUCGUAGACCUCAUCCAGAGGGAAGACGCCAUCAUGCUCGUUUACGAGUAUCCGGUGAACGGCAGCCUUCAAUCCUGGUUGCACCAACCCAUGGACGCCGGUCAGCCGCUGAGCUGGCCGCAGAGGAGGGCCAUCGCCAUUGGUGUGGCCAAAGGGCUCUGCCACUUGCACCAUGAGUGCAAGAAGCCGAUUGUCCACCACAACAUCAACUCUAGCAGCAUCUUGCUUGAUCAAAAUUUCAAGGCCGUGAUAGCCAGUUUUGACGUUGCGCAGAUGAACAUGGCUGGGCUCGGCCAACCGUUGCCAGUCACGGACCUGCCUCCUGGUAACUUUGGGUAUGCAGCUCCAGAGUAUGGGAGAGCGACGAACCAGGUGACUGAGAAGGCAGACAUAUACAGCUUCGGUGUACUGCUGCUAGUACUAGUCACGGGGCGGGUGGCCAAUGGACCUGGAGGGAAUGGUCUACUGGCAACUUGGGCACAGAAGAAGUGCAAUGAACUGAUGGCAAACAAUCUUAAAAUGUUCAAGAUUACUGUGGGCAAGGGCAUGCCUAAUCAAGCGCGAUACAUGAAGGAGAUGGCUACCAUGUUCAGGCUGGGCGUGGAUUGCACCGUCAGGGAUCCACAGGAAAGGCCUUCAAUGCUCAAGGUUCUGGAACGACUCCGCCGCGGGCGCUCUCCAUUCCGUGGCCUCCUCACCUUCUAAUUACCGUGAGGUCACCUGCAAUCUUACUAAGUUCCAGUCGUUUUUUUUUCGUUGGACUGAUCGUCCUGAUUUUUGGUGUGUUUAAGCCUGCUGUUGCGGGUAUUUGAUGGGGGCCUCUGCUACUUCUUGAGCAGCAUGGGAAACCCUUCAGUGCUUGUUGUUGUGGCUGUACUCCGCUGUUCCCUGUUGGUUUGAGCUUGAAAGAGUAAUGGAGACUCUUUUGAUCUCAUCUUCAGAUGAUGUCGGUAUUUAUAUUGUGGUUGUAUCGGUCUCAUAUUACACGCGCGCUGUUGUUUAUGCAAUCCCCAGGAAGUGCAAUUUCAGAAAACUGCAGCAGGGGAACUCCUCUCACGCUGUAUCUGCAAUUAGUAAGAUCGACGUACUCUUCUUUCUCUAUGUUCAGUGCUGAUGCAUGAUGGGGAAAUUGUUUGCAUUUGAAUUCAGUUUCUCCAAACUACACAUGCAGUAUUUGCUAGUAUAUCUUAUUGUUAGUGUAGAAUGAGUGCCAGAUAGAUCUUGUAGUGCUACUUGGGAUGUCAGAAGAGGCUCACGCGUACAUGCCACCCUGCAGCUAUUCUGAAUCUGAUUUUCACACUGCAAUGCAACCAGUUUGAUCGCUCCGGUCUUCAGUAAGCAGAUCACUGAAAGCACACACGCAAAGGGUGAUAUAACUAGGGAACUGAAGAGCCACAUGAAAAAGAAACACAAGACAAGCCAAAUAAUUAAUUCCACAGCUAAUCUUCACGCAUUCAUCCUGCCCUUCCAUCAAAAAGAACAUACCAUCAAACGGUAGAAAAAGGAAAUGCUGAAGCUAGCAAGCAACAUGUUCAGUGCAGGAACAGUCAGCACAAAGGAACACAAAUGUAACAAGUCCUCGCAACUAGCAAGCCGCCAAGGAAUCCAUUCUGAGUCGCAGGUUAACACUUUUUUACUUCACUGACACUUACGAACGAGCAAUACUUUACCUCUGAAUCCAUGAUUGGUUCUGUCAAUUCAACAACGAGCAAUUCUCGAUGUGAACUCGGUCACAGGAGACAACCUUAUGACUUGCAAAAAAGAACUCGGCCAGCUCAAGGCGAAGCGAGUUAUGAGUUUGACUGAUCCUGCGGUCCCUGGCAUGAUUGUUAUGUCAAAUAGCUGCUCACACCUGAAGCAGCGAAAUAUGUUCUCACAAAAAGGCACGACGACCCAAAAUGUUACAUGCACUUGCGGCCUAUCUGAAAAGUUAUUCAAUUGAGUUGCCAUAUAUUCAUUGGGCCAUUUGUG